Molecule: messenger RNA, 2822 nt
Organism: Calidris pugnax (ruff)
Lineage: Eukaryota; Metazoa; Chordata; Aves; Charadriiformes; Scolopacidae
Gene: THAP11
Product: THAP domain containing 11
Exons: 2
Coding region: 1-690 (229 amino acids)
Biological process (GO): regulation of transcription by RNA polymerase II
Cellular component (GO): nucleoplasm
Molecular function (GO): RNA polymerase II cis-regulatory region sequence-specific DNA binding
Source: RefSeq, a predicted model, not a curated record
AUGAAAUUCAAGGGGGCUGGGCACAUUUUAAAAAACACGCCUGAGGGCGGGCAACGGAAACGGAGCGUCCGCCGCGAGCGCGCGCGCGCUCCAACCGGCCACCAACGGGGCCUUUCCGCCGGCGGUCCCCACGCGGCCGGGGCGGGAGGUGGAGGCCAACGGCGGAGGAAAGGCGGCCGAGGCGGGGCGGGGGCCGGCGGAAGAGCGAGCCCCGAGGCGCUGCGAGCGGAACCAACCGACCGUCCGGGCGCUGCUGCCGCCGCCGCCGCCGCGCAAGGUCCCCCCGGUGCCGCUGCAGCUGCCGCCACCGCCGCCGAGGUCCCGGCAGGGGGCGCGGCCGAGGACGUGAAGCCCAUCGACCUGACGGUGCAGGUGGAGCUCGGGGCCGGGGCCGCCGCCGGGCCCGCUCCCGGGAGGCUACCGACGGCGGCGGGGGAGGAGGUGGCGGUGGAAGGCGGCCCCCCGGACCACUCGUACUCGCUGUCGUCGGGCACCACGUCGGAGGAGCUGCUGAGGAAGCUGAACGAGCAGCGCGACAUCAUCGCGCUGCUGGAGGUGAAGAUGAAGGAGAUGAAGGGCAGCAUCCGCCGCCUGCGCCUGGCCGAGGCCCAGCUCCGUGAGGAGAUCCGCGAGAAGGACCGGCUGCUCCACGCCGCCAGCGCCGGCACCCGCAAGCGCCACGGCCUCUGAGGGCUGCCGGGGCCCGGCCCGACGCGGGGCUCCCGACCUCGGAGCCUCCGCCGCCCUCGGUGAGGUGCCCGGACAGAGGGGAGACAGGAUGGGGCCCAGCCCCGCGGCUCCCCCGUCUCUCCCUACCUGGUCCCUCCUGCCCCCGCACAAGCGGCCCCUGGCCAUCACAUCCCCCUGCCCGGACGGGGCGGCCGCCGUCAGCUCGGAGCCGAGCCCCGUUAUCUAUCCCACGUUACCCCAGAGCUGGCACUGCGGGUGCCUGCCCCUUUACACCAGGCCCAUCCGCACCCGGCAGCAGCAGAAAGCUCUUCUUUUAGCGUUGAUAGGACCCGUGCCACCACGAAGUGGCCGGAGGGUAUCAGUUCUCAGCAAAUAAACUCUCUGUGUGCUGAGUGAGGUAGCAGCAACACUACCCCCUGCAGAAGGCAUGUCUGAGAGUGUGGCUGGCACCGGACCCUUCCCAGGAACGAACAAGGAUGUCGUGUUUGGCCUCGCUUAGCAGAGGCCCGAGGAAAGCUUUAGAAACCCUCUCAGGGUGAUGUGUUUCUUCAGUAAAUUACUGAUGCCAUAAAAGACUGCUGUUUCUAGCGUGAAAGAAUCCCCAGAUAAAAGAGUGCUCUUGUAUAUGUAGGUUUUUUUUGCUUUCUCCGCAGUACAUACGUAUUUGUUACAGGCGUCUCCGUGCUCUCAACCCUAGUAAGGAUUACGACCCGGUACUGAGAACCCGGUGCCAUUUGAUGGCUGUAGUGUAUCUCGUUGGCUAAGAACUCCCUCUUGUGAAACAGAGGCUUUGUAACACGUCGGAAUGUAAAUCCUCGGCUUUCUCUCAGAGAACGGGGACGAAAGAGAAGUGCGAGGAGUUUAUCUGCAGCAGCGGCAAACCCUUGCUGUCUAAUCCUCAACUAGUGGGCACGACGCGUCAUCUGUACAUUAGGCGAGACCUUACCGAAACGUGCUUGCGUGUUCUAAACCCGGAUUUAAGAGUAUUGUAACAAAAUCCCCGUGGCAUGAUUGUGUGGUUUCUGUUUCUAGCCAGCCAUUAGUCCCCUCGCUUUUCAGCAACAGGAAACCAAAUCGAUGGUGGCUCAAAAGACGGUGGAGCGAGGGCAGCGAGGCUGGCCUGAAGGUGUGCCUCCAGGGUUGCCGGGGCAAUGGAUAUCUCGGGGCUGAGGAAGAGGAGGGUAUCUGGUGUCCCGUGCUUCGCUGGCCUGGCAGUUGGAAACAAAAGGCAGUUCACCACAGUGUGCCCAUCCUGAGGUCGGAGGGAGGAGCGCCCAGGCGUCCGUUGGGCACGCGAGGUAGCUCUCCUGAAGCAGAGUGCGUUGUACUCGGUACAUCGGGAUGUCAGUUUUACUAAGUUUUAUAGAAGUAUUUUCUAAAUGUAAAAAAAAAAAAAGUAUUGUUAGUUUGAGAAUAUUGUAAUCUUUGUAACACUGGCUAAUGUAGCUCUACAACUCUCCGUUGGGAUACUCUACGGCCAAACAGAAGGGCGCGGUGGGAUUUGGCAGCGGGAGGUUUGUCCCUGGAUCAUGGAGCCCGUUGAGCGACAAGGCGUUGGUUGUCGCAGCCUGUGAGGUGAUGCAAGGCACAUUUCUCUGUUAACAUGUACUGAGUUGGAUGGUGGACCGUAAGGAUACUACAGGUCUCUUCAUGUACUAAGUAUUUCCCAUUAUUUCAUUUUAAUUUAUUAUUUUCUCCAAUCUGAUAUGUAGCUCUUAACUGCAGCUCCGUGGUAUCCUGAUCUUCCUGCCAGUCAAGUAAGCAGCGAUUUUGUUUGUUUGUUUGUUUGUUUUGGGGUUGGUUUUUUUUUUUUUCUUGUAAGGAAAGCAGAUACCUGCUCCACCCUCUGAUUUAACAUAUGGAAUGGGUCCAGCAGAUCUCGAUGCUCCCAUCAAGACAAUAGGCAGCACAACGUCUCCCCUUACCAACGACACGGGUUGUGCGUCCCAGCUUCUCCACAACGUGCGUGGCUUAACAGUCGUGGUAUUUUUUUUCUACCAUUGGAAUGCACUUCAGGACGUUCAGCCCUUCGGCCUGCUGGACUGGUUAACUGCUGGACUCUUCCACUUCUCCAGGUUACACUGAGGUGCUAACAUGCUUAAUUUUAAUAAAGUAUAUUUUGUUUUGUUACG